UCCUCCGUAGCUUCCGGCACGGCCCUAGAGCGCGGGACGCGGCAAAGUCAUGGACCGCAACCCUUCGCCGCCGCUGACGGGUCGCGACAAGGAGGAGAAGGAGGAGGUGGCCGGUGGAGACUGCAUAGGGAGCACGGUCUACAGCAAACACUGGCUCUUCGGCGUCCUCAGCGGACUCAUCCAGGUGUGGAAACUGGCAGCACGCGUGGGCUCUCCCUACAUUCCCCAGGCACCGGGGCUCCGCCUCUGGCGGCUCCUCCUGCCCCGGGAGCCGCCAUCCCCACAAAGACCCCUCCCCAGGCGUGCGCUGCGGGACCUCGCCCCUUGCGUUUCUCCGGCCGCUGCGGACCCCAAAACUAUCAGGGCCCCGUCGGGGGCUCUCGACACAAAGGGAAGUAUAAUGAUUGUUAGCCCUGAAAACACCAAAUCUAACUCAGAUGAUGAGGAACAGCAGACGGAGCUUGAUGAAGAAAUGGAGAAUGAAAUUUGCAGAGUAUGGGAUAUGUCAAUGGAUGAGGAUGUGGCUUUAUUUCUCCAAGAAUUUAAUGCUCCUGAUAUAUUCAUGGGAGUACUGGCCAAGUCCAAGUGUCCUCGAUUAAGAGAAAUCUGUGUGGGAAUUUUAGGUAAUAUGGCCUGUUUCCAGGAGAUAUGUGUGUCCAUCAGCAGUGAUAAAAAUCUUGGGCAGGUGUUAUUGCACUGUUUGUAUGAUUCAGACCCACCUACUCUGCUGGAAACAAGCAGGUUGUUGCUUACUUGCCUUUCCCAGGCAGAAGUGGCCAGUGUUUGGGUUGAAAGGAUCCGGGAACAUCCAGCUAUUUAUGAUAGCAUUUGCUUCAUUAUGUCAAGUUCAACAAAUGUUGACUUGCUGGUGAAGGUGGGGGAGGUUGUGGACAAGCUCUUUGAUUUGGAUGAGAAACUAAUGUUAGAAUGGGUCAGAAAUGGGGGAACUCAGCCUCUGGACCAACCCCAGGAAGAGUCUGAAGAGCAGCCAGUGUUUCGGCUUGUGCCCUGUGUACUUGAAGCUGCCAAACAAGUACGUUCUGAAAAUCCAGAAUGGCUUGAUGUUUACAUGCAUAUUUUACAACUGCUUACUACAGUGGAUGAUGGAAUUCAAGCAAUUGUACAUUGUCCUGACACUGGAAAAGACAUUUGGAAUUUACUUUUUGACCUGGUCUGCCAUGAGUUCUGCCAGUCUGAUGAUCCACCCAUCAUUCUUCAAGAACAGAAAACAGUGCUAGCCUCUGUUUUUUCAGUGUUGUCUGCCAUCUAUGCCUCACAGACUGAGCAAGAGUAUCUAAAGAUAGAAAAAGUAGAUCUUCCUCUAAUUGACAGCCUCAUUCGGGUCUUACAAAAUAUGGAACAGUGUCAGAAAAAACCAGAGAACUCGGCGGAGUCUAACACAGAAGAAACUAAAAAGACUGAUUUAACCCAAGAUGAUUUCCACUUGAAAAUCUUAAAGGAUAUUUUAUGUGAAUUUCUUUCUAAUAUUUUUCAGGCAUUAACAAAGGAGACGGUGGCUCAGGGAGUAAAGGAAGGCCAGUUGAGCAAACAGAAGUGUUCCUCUGCAUUUCAAAACCUUCUUCCUUUCUAUAGCCCUGUGGUGGAAGAUUUUAUUAAAAUCCUACGUGAAGUUGAUAAGGCGCUUGCUGAUGACUUGGAAAAAAGCUUCCCAAGUUUGAAGGUUCAGACUUAAAACCUGAAUUGGAAUUACUUCUGUACAAGAAAUAAACUUUAUUUUUCUCACUGACA
Messenger RNA from Pongo pygmaeus (Bornean orangutan), 1749 nucleotides. RefSeq names its product serum amyloid A like 1 (gene SAAL1). Gene Ontology annotation, biological process: positive regulation of synoviocyte proliferation. Lineage: Eukaryota; Metazoa; Chordata; Mammalia; Primates; Hominidae. The record is from RefSeq and is a predicted model, not a curated record. The transcript has 12 exons. Bases 50 to 1693 code for a protein of 547 amino acids. Gene Ontology annotation, cellular component: nucleoplasm.